AGCCACUUUUACAAAAAUGUCUUUUCGCUGAUUAGGUUUUGUCAAUGUCAUUAAUACUCAAAUUCAUCAAUUCAAGAAUUACAAAGCACAUUUCUUUAAUUUUCUCCGGUUUCAAGAAUUACAAAACACAUUUCUUUAAUUUUCUCCGGUUUCCAAAUACCGAUGGUGUGCUCUCUGCUAUGCCCUAUCUGAAUUCUGAACCAUGGGAUCGGCAGAACCUUCUAAAGCUUCAAUUAAUGAUGACGGCGGUGGCGCCUCCACUUCCGGCAGCGUGAAGAAGUUCCCUCUGGCAGCGCAGCCGGAGAUUAUGAGGGCCGCUGAGAAAGAUGACCAGUACGCCUCCUUCGUCUAUGAAGCUUGCCGUGAUGCUUUUCGUCACCUCUUCGGUACAAGAGUCGCUGUAGCUUACCAGAAUGAGGCAAAACUCUUAGGGCAGAUGCUCUAUUAUAUGCUGACAACUGGUGCAGGGAAACAAACAUUAGGAGAAGAAUACUGUGACAUCACUCAGGUUGCAGGGCCAUAUGGACUUUCGCCAACACCUGCAAGACGUGCUCUUUUUAUUUUCCAUCAGUCAGCUGUUCCUUAUAUUGCAGAAAGAGUCAGUUCUAGGGUAGCUUCCCGUGGCAUCACCCUGGCUGAUUCAAUGGCUGACUAUCCAUUUGGGGAUGUUCCUACUUCAAGCAACGAAGCUGAGCCAUCACCAACUGUUGAGAUACAGUCAUAUUCAACAUCCACUUCAUCAAUUUCAGCUCUUUCACUAUUGAAAGCCAAGAUGAGGGAUUUCUGGUUGUAUGCAGUUCGAAGGUGGCCUUCGGUGCUUCCUCUUGUUCGUGAGAUCUUGCAAUUGGUUAUCCGGACAAAUCUCAUGUUCUUCUAUUUUGAAGGACUUUAUUACCAUAUAUCAAAACGUGCUGCGGGCAUUCACUAUGUGUUCAUUGGAAAACCUAUGAACCAACGACCUCGAUAUCAAAUACUAGGGGUCUUCCUUCUAAUUCAAUUAUGUAUUCUUGCUGCUGAAGGUCUGAGGCGUAGUAGUUUAUCAUCCGUUUCAGCUUCUGCUCAACAAGCUCCCUUUGGAACCUAUCGAACUUCUGCAGGCCGAGGUUUACCUGUUUUAAACGAGGAAGGCAAUCUAAUAACUGCCGAAAGUGAGAAGUAUGGAUUGGUUGCUGAACCCACAUCAACCUUAGAGUCUCAGGGAAGCAGUCCAAGCAAAUGCACGCUUUGCCUAAGCAGCCGCCAACAUCCAACAGCCACGCCUUGUGGUCACGUCUUUUGCUGGAACUGCAUAAUGGAAUGGUGCAAUGAGAAGCCUGAAUGUCCUCUUUGCCGUUCUCCUGUAACACACUCAAGCUUAGUUUGUCUGUAUCAUUCAGAUUUUUAGUCAUGGAUAGGUUCGAUAUUGCAAAAAAGAUGACUGCAUAAUAAAUCAUGAAGGGCAGGUCUGUUCUAAAUGUGUCGGAAAGAUUCAGUAUGUACUCACUACCUGGAAUGUGAAAUCCUGUUUUCUUUUCUUUUGCUCACACACGGCUCUGGAAGUGCUGUUGGGGGUAAAAGGGUGGUUGUGAGCUGUGGAAGGAAGGAGACUUUGGCAGCUAAUUUGCCAAAGUUAAUCAGGUUAACUUUGGUGCCGGUGCCAUGCAUAGUGGUGUAGCAGAUCAUCUUAUCUAAAGUAAGCACAUAACAGUUUUACUUGCUUUA
Capsicum annuum is the source of this 1701-nucleotide messenger RNA. Its product is annotated as peroxisome biogenesis factor 10. Gene Ontology annotation, cellular component: peroxisomal membrane. Gene Ontology annotation, biological process: protein import into peroxisome matrix. The record is from RefSeq and is a predicted model, not a curated record. Gene Ontology annotation, molecular function: zinc ion binding. Bases 203 to 1384 code for a protein of 393 amino acids. NCBI's taxonomy places the organism in Eukaryota, Viridiplantae, Streptophyta, Magnoliopsida, Solanales, Solanaceae. The transcript has 11 exons.